ACUUUUCGCUCCCUGCUUUACUACUGUCAUCCUCGAAACCAGAGUCUUCGACAUCGGAAAAAAGCGAGAAUUUGCGAGGCAUUUAAGUCGUUUUGAUUUUCGCAGCGAAGUUCAUUGCAGGUGGAAGACGAAAAGCGAUAUAUAUACGUCAUCCUCAUCCUGAAACUUCUCUCGGUAUAAGAAAACCCCAAUCUUUGCGACGGCCCAAGUUCCAAAUUCUGGGGCAGAUGAAUCGUCGUGGAAGAGCACACGACGUGGGAUCGAACUCCGGCCCGCCGAGAGGCCGAGGUUGGCGUCCAGUGGAUGAUCAUGGGCAUCGCCGCUCCUCUCCUGGAGACAUGGAACUUAAUUUGGGCAUGAACAGAAUCCAAAUUGAGGAAACGGAGAAUAAUUCUCUUUCACUCAACACAAAUAGUGACUCUCUGCGAAGUGAGCCUCAGCAACCUUCAAGUUCCGACAGUGGUAAAGCCAAGGAAACGAAAAGUAUUGCUGGCUUUGAAAAUUUGGUGCCUGCUGAGGACUUUAAAGGGACUGGAAGAUUUGAUAUUUGUGUGCCCCAAGUUGGUGCACCUGUAAUGCUGAAGCCUUCGUUGCUCGUAAAGAAUAGAGAAAAGCGUAAUGAAGAGAAACGGUCACUGGAAGAACCUAACUGGAGAAUAUUGAGACCUGGAAUGGUUCUUCUUAAAAGCUAUCUCUCCAUAAGUGAUCAGGUUAAAAUUGUGAAGCUGUGCCGGGACCUUGGUCUUGGAGCUGGAGGUUUCUACCAGCCUGGUUAUAAGGAUGGUGCAAAGUUGCAUCUGAAAAUGAUGUGCCUUGGUAAAAACUGGGACCCUGAGACAAGCGAGUAUGGAGUGCGUCGACCAAUUGAUGGAGCCAAACCGCCAAGGAUCCCGGAAGAAUUUUGUUACUUGGUUGCAAAAGCUAUCAGUGAUUCUGAUGCUCUUAUAAGUAAAAAUAUCAAGAAAAAUGAUGCACAGGAAAAACUUCCACCAAUGGCCCCAAACAUCUGCAUUGUGAACUUUUACACCGCCAGUGGGCGACUUGGUCUCCAUCAGGAUCGAGAUGAGAGUGAAGAAAGCCUUCGCAAAGGAAUACCUGUGGUGUCUUUCUCCAUUGGAGACUCGGCAGAAUUUUUAUAUGGAGAUGAAAGAGACAUUAAAGCUGAAAAGGUUUUACUGGAAUCAGGAGACGUCUUGAUAUUCGGUGGGAAAUCUAGACAUAUUUUUCAUGGGGUACCUUCUAUUCUCCAGGACUCUGCACCCAAGGCUUUGUUGGAAGAAUCAAGGCUUCGAACUGGCCGCCUGAAUUUAACUUUCCGAGAGUACUGAUAUCAUAGUAUUAGUUGGAAAUGGCUGUUAAUUGGUU
Rhodamnia argentea is the source of this 1365-nucleotide messenger RNA. RefSeq names its product alpha-ketoglutarate-dependent dioxygenase AlkB-like. Gene Ontology annotation, cellular component: nucleus; cytoplasm. The transcript is spliced from 4 exons. Gene Ontology annotation, biological process: oxidative RNA demethylation. NCBI's taxonomy places the organism in Eukaryota, Viridiplantae, Streptophyta, Magnoliopsida, Myrtales, Myrtaceae. The record is from RefSeq and is a predicted model, not a curated record. The coding region runs from base 228 to 1328 and encodes 366 amino acids. Gene Ontology annotation, molecular function: oxidative RNA demethylase activity; broad specificity oxidative DNA demethylase activity; ferrous iron binding.